CGCUGUAAUACACUCCCAUUGUAGCAAAAGGGAGGGUCAGUUUGCGUUGCACUUAUUAGCGUGCCUGUUUGAAUAAAUUGAAUAAACGUAAGGACGCAGCGGAGUGGUAAAGGGUCGGGGAGGAAGGAAUAAGCUACUACAGUACUAGCUAGGCACAGAUCUAGAACUGUCGAGAGGGGUCGAUCAGCGGAGCCGUACGAUACAACCGGGGCGAUAGACACGGACUUUACCGAGAGAGAGCAGGGGUGCCACGGAGCAAGGGGGUUGGUUGACAGCUAGCUCGCUCGCUAGCAUAUUUGUAGCUAACUGGUCUUGUUUUAACAAUGAGGCUGAAAGUAGGAUUCAUCCUUCGUAGUUUGAUAUUCAUCGGGACGUUCCUGGGACUGGUGGUGCUUUGGUCGUCCCUCUCACCGAAAGCAAAUGACGAAAACCCCUUUGUAAAACGGGAGGGGAAUGUUGGAGCCAAGCUUCUGCCCAAAGCAGAGGCAGUGGAUGGAGAUCAGUUCAGACCGGUGGUGCCCUGGCCACACGUGGAGGGGGUGGAGGUGGACCUCGACUCCAUCAGACAUAAGAAUGGAGCUGACCGACAUGACGCCCAGCCUCAACAGAACAAGAACCAGAACCAGGUCAUCCAGCAGCAGUACGUGACCUUCAAGCCCCACACUAACGCCUACUCGGCCCCUGUGCUGAAGAAGGGCACGCUGGGGAACUUUGAGCCACGGGAGCCGGAGCCCCAGGGGAUCCCCGGGGGGCCAGGAGAGGGGGCCAAGGCCUUCGUCCUGGGCCCAGAGUACAAGGAUGCCGUGCAGGACAGCAUCAAGGAAUUUGGCUUCAACAUGGUGGCUAGCGACAUGAUCUCCCUGGACAGGACCAUCAGCGACAUCCGGCACGACGAGUGUAAAUACUGGAACUAUGACGAGAACCUGCUAACGUCCAGCGUGAUCAUCGUGUUCCACAACGAGGGCUGGUCCACGCUGAUGAGGACGGUCCACAGUGUCAUCAAGAGGACGCCGCCCAGGUACCUGGCUGAGAUCGUCCUCAUAGACGACUACAGCAACAAGGCCCACCUGAAGGAGCGUCUGGAGGACUACAUCAAGCAGUGGAACGGCCUGGUGAAGCUUCACAGGAAUGAGAAGAGGGAGGGGCUCAUCCAGGCCAGGAGCAUCGGGGCCCGUGUGGCCACUCUGGGACAGGUGCUGAUCUACCUCGAUGCCCACUGUGAGGUGGGGGUGAACUGGUAUGCCCCCCUGGUGGCCCCCAUCUCCCUGGACAGAACGGUGUGCACGGUGCCUCUCAUAGACUACAUAGACGGUAGUGAGUACACUCUGGAGCCCCAGCAGGGGGGCGAUGAGGACGGGCUGGCCCGGGGGGCGUGGGACUGGAGCCUGCUCUGGAAGAGGGUCCCCCUCAGCUCCAGAGAGAAGAGCACCAUGCAGCACAAGACCCAGCCCUACCGGUCCCCUGCCAUGGCCGGAGGUCUGUUUGCCAUAGAAAGAGACUUCUUCUUUGAGCUGGGCCUCUACGACCCUGGACUACAGAUCUGGGGAGGAGAGAACUUUGAGAUCUCAUACAAGAUUUGGCAGUGUGGAGGCAAGCUGCUCUUCGUGCCCUGCUCUCGUGUCGGACACAUAUACCGCCUGCAGGGUUGGCAAGGCAACCCCCCACCCGCCCACGUGGGCUCGUCCCCUACCCUCAAGAACUACGUGCGUGUGGUGGAGGUGUGGUGGGAUGAGUACAAGGACUACUUCUACGCCAGCCGCCCAGAGACGCUGACGCUGGCCUACGGUGACAUCAGCCAGCUGAGGAAGUUCAGGGAGGAGCAUCGAUGCAAGAGCUUCAAGUGGUUCAUGGAGGAGAUUGCGUACGACAUUCCUCAACACUACCCCCUGCCCCCGAAGAACGUGGAGUGGGGAGAGAUCCGUGGCUAUGAGACCAGCUAUUGUAUAGACAGUAUGGGCCACACCAAUGGAGGCAACGUAGAGAUAGGACCCUGCCACAGAAUGGGGGGGAACCAGUUGUUCAGGAUCAAUGAAGCUAACCAGCUGAUGCAGUAUGACCAGUGUAUGACCAGAGGCCCUGGCAGCUCUGCUGUCAUAGUAACACACUGCAAUAUGAACGAAUACACCGAGUGGAGAUAUUUUAAGGACCUCCACAGGUUCACCUACGUCCCCACCGGUCAGUGUCUGGAUCGGUCAGAUGUUCUCCACAAGGUGUUCAUCUCCGACUGUGACACAAGCAAGACCACCCAGCGCUGGGAGAUGAACAACAUCGUAGCCGUCUAGACCUGCGGACCCACAGUGCUGCGCACCCAGAAUACUGCAUACCCAAAUGACUACUGCCUGCAGAUCUACAACUGCAGCAUGCAGCUCUACUACUGCAGUAAGCACUUUAGUGCAGGCUCCAGACCACAAAGAUAGACUGUCCCAGCUGCAGAGACAGACUGCAGACAGGCUACUGCAGACACACCUUGUCGCAGAGCUGCAGAACCCCCACGGCUGCAGUUCCUUCAAGGCUUCAGUCUGCAGCUACCUUCUGGAACGCUCUACAGACACUCCCACUCCUCGUCUGGCUGCAUCUGCUACUGACCCUGUACAUAACCUCAAACUGUCUCUUCCCAAUCAAACUUGCCGCACACACACAGCCGCUGCCCCAGUGUAGGUGAUGUUUACAUUCUCUUCUCUCCAUCCUGUGGUUCUCUGGGGUUCUGCUCUCAGGGCUCAUGUGUUUUUAGUUUGUCUUUUGUUUUUCUUCUUCUAACUUAUCCAAUCAUGUUCUUAAUGGUGGAGGAUUUGAUGAUCAUCAUGCGAUGUGAGAGCUGAUCAGUGAAUUGUCAUUCAGAAGAGAACACUGCUAGCGGGACGGAGCCAGGGCGAUGGAGUCUCCUCUCCUCUUUCGUCUCUCCUGUCCGAUCUGGUGUCGAACUCCGGUCUUCUGAGUGAUGUUCAAGAGUCACGGAGCUGCCUGGGACUGCAGCUUAUCAGUAGCCCCCCCCCUGACUCCUUUACCCCUGACUCUGGGGGGGGGGGGGGAGAUGUGAGGAGGGAAGAAGAGGGGUUUUAUUUGUUUCCAGGUGCACAUUUUACACUGGGUGUGUGGGUUGAAGAUGAGGAUUGUGGUGGUGGUGAUAGUGAUGAUGCUUGUGAUUGAUGAAUGAAAAUUUGAUGAUGGUGCAAUAAAACAGAAACUGUGUCAAAUGUA
Hypomesus transpacificus is the source of this 3198-nucleotide messenger RNA. RefSeq names its product UDP-N-acetyl-alpha-D-galactosamine: polypeptide N-acetylgalactosaminyltransferase 7 (gene galnt7). Lineage: Eukaryota; Metazoa; Chordata; Actinopteri; Osmeriformes; Osmeridae. The record is from RefSeq and is a predicted model, not a curated record. The coding region runs from base 324 to 2282 and encodes 652 amino acids. Gene Ontology annotation, cellular component: Golgi apparatus. The transcript has 13 exons.